Molecule: messenger RNA, 960 nt
Organism: Lactuca sativa (garden lettuce)
Lineage: Eukaryota; Viridiplantae; Streptophyta; Magnoliopsida; Asterales; Asteraceae
Source: RefSeq, a predicted model, not a curated record
AUGGCGGAACAAGCAUACAACGUUGUAUGUAACAACGCAGCUGCAAGUUCUCAACGGAGAACACGAAGAUAUAUUUGCAGAAAUCGUGAAGAAGCCAACCAACAUUUGGUGCAAGACUAUUUUGCAGAGAAUGCCACUUAUCAAGGGUAUUAUUUUCAUAGGCGCUUCAGAAUGCUCAAAGGUUUAUUCAAACGUAUAGUUGAAGAUCUAACGAGGGAGUGCAGUUUUUUCCAACAACGCUACGAUGCUAGAGGUACACCUGGUUUCACUCCCUUACAAAAAUGCACGGUCACACUUCGUCAGUUAGCAUAUGGCAUUCCGCCUGAUGCGUUAGACGAAAGUUUUAAGAUGUCUGCUAGGAUCACACGAGAUAGUCUCCAUUUUUUCUGCAAAACUGUGAUUCAGUUUUAUGGUCCAAAAUAUUUACCAUAUCAUGGGCAAUUUACCCAAGGUGAUCAUGGUCACCUAACGGUCAUACUUGAAGCAAUUGCAUCACAAGAUAUGUUGAUUUGGCAUGUUUUUUUUGGUUCUCCUGGUUCGAUUAACGACAUCAACAUUCUUAAUCGUUCACCAAUAUUUAACAACAUAUACGAUGGAUCUGCACCAGAUUCUUCUUUUCAAGUGCGUGGAACGCCAUAUAAAUAUGGUUAUUAUCUGGUCGAUGGAAUCUAUCCUGAGUAUGUUGUGCUUGUUAAAUCGUUUACAGCUUCACAUGGUUCUAGACGAAAGAAAUUCAAGAGAGCUCAAGAAAGAGCUAGGAAGGAUGUUGAGCGUGCUUUUGAAGCUCUGAAGAAACGAUGGUUCAUAUUGAAAAAACCAGCAGUUUAUUUAGGCGAGGAAAAACUUCAAGAAAUCAUGUAUACAUGUCUUAUAUUGCAUAACAUGAUUAUUGAAGACGAAGGAAGAACGAUAUGUGCGUUUGACGAUGAAGAAACCAUACCAGAGACACAACCAAUAUAA